Baudoinia panamericana UAMH 10762 is the source of this 582-nucleotide messenger RNA. RefSeq lists its product as uncharacterized. The record is from RefSeq and is a predicted model, not a curated record. Lineage: Eukaryota; Fungi; Ascomycota; Dothideomycetes; Mycosphaerellales; Teratosphaeriaceae. The coding region runs from base 1 to 582 and encodes 193 amino acids. The transcript has a single exon.
AUGUCCCCCGUACCGAUCGUACGCACAGCAAUCAGUAUGGAUGAGAUUUCCCAUCUCAGCCAAUCCCAGCAGGAUACUUCUGCUAUGAUCGGCUGUGAUCUACAACGCCUUUCCAGACACGUCUUCUGCGGCGGACAUGGCUGCUGGGGCUGGGUCGUUAUCCAAAGUCAUUACCACAUCAACCUCGACGUCGCGAGGUUCCCACCGGUCCGGCGGGAUGCAGACGAAGACAGCGAUCUGGACACUUUGUACCUGCCGCCAACAACGCAAGUGUACAUCCACCCUUGGACUCGUUGCAUCGCCGCCUACCCGCUGCACUGUCGUCACUGCACCACACCAUGGACUGUGACUGCCAAUCAGUACUUUCUCCAUUCUCGAGCACCACCGAACCGUGCCAUAACGUCGGUCACCUCAUACUCCAACGACCUGGUUUGGGAUGCAGCCCCAACUUCAUUCUCACUGCGGAGCAGUGCACCAGUCCUUGAAGCCGUACGUCUCUGGCAGGCAUACUUGAUCCAGUGUUGUGAGAAUAGCGCCGCUGUUGAUCGCAUGCAAGGUGGGCACCUUCAUGGGGCUUGCUGA